Molecule: messenger RNA, 5784 nt
Organism: Paraphaeosphaeria sporulosa
Lineage: Eukaryota; Fungi; Ascomycota; Dothideomycetes; Pleosporales; Didymosphaeriaceae
Product: putative response regulator receiver RIM15p
Exons: 2
Coding region: 1-5784 (1927 amino acids)
Biological process (GO): peptidyl-serine phosphorylation; phosphorelay signal transduction system
Cellular component (GO): nucleus; cytoplasm
Molecular function (GO): ATP binding; protein serine/threonine kinase activity
Source: RefSeq, a predicted model, not a curated record
AUGGCCGACGAAGCAAAGCCGCCGACGCUGGCCCCGCCAGCCGUGACGGCGCUGAAGAAGGAAGCCGCCGCCAACCUCAUGCAACGCGUCCAGAUGGAGCGAACCGUCAGCGAGGACAUGCGGAACGAGCGCGAGGACCUCAAGGAGGCUGCCGAGCACAGCAUGAACGUCAUCAUGGACUUGGGCUUGGACGGCAAGAUACGCUAUGUCAGCUCCUCGUGGAAGGACGUGGUCGGCACCACCCCCGAGGACGUCGUGGGGAAACCCGUCUCCGACCUGCUGCUCGAAAACCCCAACCAGUUUGCCGACACGGUGGAGUCCAUCAAGCAGGACGACUCCCGCAGCCAUAUCACGCGCUUUUCCAUGCGUUUAGGGCCGCUUUCGCUGUUGAGACGGAAGCGUUCCAAGCAGUCCGAGUCCCAGCAGCAGCAAGAAUGUGCCCUCGAGACCCCACCAAGCGAGGAAGAGGAAGAGCAGAUUAUCAAUCUUGAGGCCCAGGGCAUCAUGGUCUACGACCGGACGACUGGCGAAGAGAGCCAUACCAUGUGGAUGAUCCGACCUGCCGUCGUUCGCGAGGUAACCAUUGACCUUCCAGAAGUGUUGGUGGAGUCGCUCGGAGUUGGCGCUGAGAUGCUCGCACAUUACCUCACUGGUCUAGCUGAAACAGCUGCCAAUGAUCCCGGUAAUCACCCACCGCCUCUACCUGUCCUUUGCCGCAUUUGUGAGCGCCAGAUCACCCCAUGGUGGUUCGAGAAGCACACCGACUUGUGCCUGCAGGAGCACCGCGCCGAGAUGGACGUGCAGAUGGCGCAAGAGGCUCUCGCUGAACAUCGGAACGCUAUCGUCCGGGUGCUCGAUGCCUUGGAAGCGCAAUCGCGGCCUACAAGGGCGACUUCUACCGAACUAGUCCAGCCACCGCAGCCUGCCGAGUACAAGGGCGCUAUCAUUCAGCCCACUUCGACGCCAUCGUCCGGGACACCUUCAGGACGGAAUUCACCAGCUUCCCCGCCCGCAAGGUCACGGGAGCGAUCAACUGGGUUUGGCCACCAUCGUGCACGGUCGUUCGCUGUACGUCGUCCGUUGGCUCGCAUCGUGGAGCUCGUGCUCGACCUUUGCGAUACUGCUGUCGAGAUCAAUACCCCUGCAAUCAAAGAUAGUGCGCGGUCACAGUCCGUAGCCGAGAUUCGUACCCAGUCUCCUCAAUCCGAGAACCGUAUAUCACAGGUUCUGCAAUGGCAGUCACCUACAGCUGGUUCAACCGAUCACUGCGAGGGGCUGAAGAUGCUCUGUGAAGAUACGAGCAAGUUGGCGAGGGCGAAAAUUGAUGCCAUCUUCCGUCACCGCCGAAUUCUCGAGUACUCCGAGCGUAUCCGGGUGGAGUUCGAUCUGCUCGUCCAAGAGUGCAUAGAAGCCGCCAUGGACAAGGCUGCUCGUAUUGCCGCGGGAGAGGAUAGCUCAUCCGACGACGAGCAACGGCAAGAUGAAGAGGCUGCCCGUGAAGCAUCAGAUUUUCCUACAGGCGAGGAAGGAAUUUUCCCGGGUUCAUUCGAUGCACCUUCAGCAAUGGCCCAAGCUCUGCGCAAUGCUUCUGAUCCGUCUUUGUCGGCCCGGCUCAGCCGGAGAGAGUCGUCAGUGGCAGGGUCGACCAGGUCAAGCAGCCCUUACGGAGGUGCCCUAACGCCGCGUUCGCAUGCCGGAGCAAUCACUAUACCCACCCAGAGCAAGAGACAAUCCAUGCAUUUCGAAAGCGAUGCCGGUGCGGAAAGUGACAGCAGUAUGAGGUCCUCGGUGCUGUCAGGUCCUAGACGCGCGGAGUCUCCCUCGUCCGAGCUUGGUCUAAGUAGAAUUGCAAGCUCGAGAGAGCGGAAACGCAAGAGCCUCAUCCUACCCUCAGUCAUGUCAAACAGCCGACAGCAUUCUCCAGCACGGCAAUUGAUCACUCCUUCGUCACCACUUCGUAUGAGCAAGCCGCGUUUACCCAGCGGGGUGGAAGCCUUGCAAUCCCCAAUAAUGUCGCCUGUGUUAACCACAACGGAGUUCUCUUCGCCUGCUAUAGGCCCAAUCCAUCAUCACCGUCGACAAUCAUCGACCGCUGGGUCCGAUGGUCCCCGAGCGAUCUCCCCCCGACUAGCACCGGUCAGUCAGCCACAGCCACGUGCAGUGCCGCCUUCGAUCAAAGAUUUUGAGAUUGUCAAGCCUAUCAGCAAGGGAGCUUUCGGCAGCGUCUAUCUCGCCAAGAAGAAGUCGACUGGAGAGUACUAUGCAAUCAAGGUCCUGAAGAAGGCUGACAUGGUUGCGAAGAAUCAAGUCACCAACGUCAAGGCGGAAAGGGCCAUCAUGAUGUGGCAGGGUGAAAGCGAUUUCGUUGCCAAGCUUUAUUGGACUUUCUCCAGCAAGGAUUAUUUGUACCUGGUCAUGGAGUACCUCAACGGCGGCGAUUGUGCUUCGUUGAUCAAAGUUCUUGGAUCACUGCCUGAGGACUGGGCCAAGAAGUAUCUGGCAGAAGUCGUUCUUGGUGUUGAGCAUCUUCACAGUCGUAGCAUUGUUCAUCGCGACUUGAAGCCAGAUAACCUUCUCAUAGAUCAGAAAGGCCACCUAAAGCUGACUGAUUUUGGUCUUUCACGGAUGGGUCUGAUCGGUCGUCAGAAGAGAGCUCUCACCAACAAGUCCGCUGAGCCGGUCCCGGAUCUGUUGAAAUCUGGGCCUUUCCAUCGCGCCGUCUCCAUAGGCUCUUCGCGUUCUGCAUCAUUUGAUCUGAACCCAUCUCCAUCGCAGACACCGAGCAUGACACCAGCGCUAGCAGGAGAUCUUGGCCAGCCAUCUUAUUUCAGUUUGAAUCGCGAGGCAGCACCCCGUGAUCCGUCAAGAAGGACAUCGGGUAAUAGGAGUGAUAGUGGAGACAGCGACGCAUUACAGGCAAUGUUUCGCCGCUUUUCUAUCAUGGAAGACCAUGGUCAGUCGCGACGGUCGCCAAUUGAGGAAGAGGCGUACAGCGACGAAGGUUCCCCGGAUCUAUACCCCUUGGCACAUACUAUCAGCCAUUCGGCUGCUGCUCUAAACAAUACGCCGCCGCUGCCUUCAGCUAUGCCACCUCCGCCUAUGGCUCUCUUCGACCCCGAGGACAACAACCGUCGGUUUGUCGGUACUCCUGACUAUCUGGCGCCUGAGACGAUCGCUGGCAGUGGCCAGGAUGAGGUCAGCGAUUGGUGGUCUCUGGGUUGCAUCCUGUUCGAGUGUCUUUAUGGCUACCCUCCGUUCCAUGCUGAAACACCUGAUGAAGUCUUCUCGAACAUCCUAGCUCGCAGGAUUGACUGGCCGGAGAAUGACGAGGACUACGGAAUCUCUGACGAGGCUAAAGACCUCAUGAACCGUCUCUUAUGCAUUGAUCCCGCUAAGCGACUUGGUGCCAACAUGGAAGAUAAAUUUGCUAGUGGUGGUGAGGAGAUCCGCAACCACCCGUGGUUUGCAGAUGUAAACUGGGAGAGCCUUCGCGAUGACGAGGCAUCUUUCAUUCCAGCACCCGAGAAUCCUGAGGACACUGAGUACUUCGACACUAGAGGGGCUGCCAUGGCGAACUUCGCACCAGAGUUCGAAGAUAAUAGCGCUUCUCCAGCAGGCACACCUAGUCAGGAUUAUCCAGACCGACCCCACGACGCUCUGUCCCGCGUCCGUUCACAGGUCAGUGUUUCCACAAUGAAACGCGGCCUUAUCCCAUUACACAUACCUGCGCAUGUCCGCGAAGGAAGGUCAAGAAGGCUUAGUGAACCCAUGGUCACUGAUGACUUUGGUAAUUUCAGCUACAAGAAUCUUCCAGUGCUAGAAAAAGCGAACAAGGAUGUCAUCCAGAAGCUACGCGCUGAAGCAAUGCAGUCGCAGAACAAACCAAGCUCUGCAGUGCAAUCCCCAGGCGUGAUUUCGCCAUCACCAUCUCUAGAGUCAAGUCCGAUGGUCCCUGGCCAACUCAAACGUACGCUAUCAUCGAACAAACCCACGGGCCGUCCUUCAUCGCCAUCUAUCAGCGGCCCCAACUCUUCCCCAAGUCGGGGAUCUCAGCCUUCGUCUCCACUUCUGGUGCAAUUCAGCACUGGUCAACAUCACGAGCGACGUAAGACUUCAGCCAGCAGCUCAUCAACGUUAUCGCAUUCAAUCAGCAAUCCAACAUCGCUUCAGCCUGGCAGCUUCUUCGAAGGUCCGCGUCUGUCUUCCGGGUUGCGUCCCUCUCCUGAGGCUAUAUCACCUAUCAAGCUGGUCAAAACACCUUCCGGGAUGUCAGCCUCGUUUUCUGAAAAAGGUGGUUCAGGUCAACGUCAAAGCUCGUUCGGACAGACAAGCGUACCUUCUCCUCGCACACGAUCACAGACCAUUGGCUCUCAAGAAGGAGAUGUAGUCCGAGAUCUACUCCCCAGUCACCACAAGCGCAGAAGUCAAGUGCUCGAUGUCUCGCCUUCAUCAUCCGACACUGAGGACACUCGUGCCAAAGCCCUUCUCCGUGUCCAAAGGCGAAGGCAAAGCUCUCGGCGUCUGUCUCAGAUAUCAUUCGCAGAUGGGCCGAUGUUUCGACCACUGGAUGUCUUAGUAUGCGAAGACCAUCCUGUCUCACGCUUGGUCAUGGAGAAGCUGCUCGAAAAACUGCGAUGCCGCACUCUCACCGUCACGAACGGUUCGGAAGCUGUUCGCUAUGCUAUGGGCGAGGUGAAAUUUGAUAUCAUCAUGAUGGAGUUCAAGUUGCCUCAAGUCAACGGUGCAGACGUGGCACGCAUGAUCAGAGAUACGAAGAACGCCAAUUCCAACACCCCUAUCGUUGCAGUGACCGGUUAUCUCAAGGAGCUGUCAGCUCCACACCAUUUCGAUGCGCUCAUUCAAAAGCCUCCUACGAUCGCAAAAUUGUCGGACACUCUAGGGAAACUCUGCCAAUGGAAGGCUCCCCCACCGAAUUGGACUCCUGCAUCCAGCAAUUAUCCAUCGAUGAUGCCUUCCAGCCUUCGCCAAGAGUCGUCUCGACAAGAGGGCAGUCCUACCUCAAACUCUUCGAGCUUCCCGCCAGUGCCCUCGGGUAGCUACCGCGGAUCCAGUCGCGAGGACUCGAUCAGCUCGAGCUUUUUCGGCGACAACGACAGUCGAACUGGAGACGACAUCCCUGUCGUAAUCGCGCGUCACAACACUGACGAUUGGCGCGAGCGUGAUUUAGCUCGAGAAAUGAGUGGCUUAGGCAUCUCCGAGGAUGCAGCUAAUGUCGAUCCCCUCGCGGGGCAGAAACUGGCAGUUCCGCAUGACCUCGCUUCUGCUCCGGCUGCUAUUGAAGACCCGACGAUCCGACGUCAACCCUCCGCUGAGCUAGUCGGAGCUAAACGACGGGUCAUUGGGACACGCAAGCACGAGUCCGCUGAAUCAGGUGAUGACGAAGACGACGAAUUGGGUAACGUCAACGUCCGCGCGAAGAGCCCCAAAACACGUCCAAAGUCAUCUUCCAAGCUCGGUAUCGAGAUGAUGCGAACGAAUAGCAGGGGUAGCGUCAUCUCCGUGGAGAACAUACCAGUAGACGAAUCGCUACUGCCGUCUUCCCCGCCUCCAGCCAUAUCAGAGGAUCGCACUGCCGAAGAGCGCGAAGACGCGUUCCAUGUUCCUAAAGCCACGCUUACACCGCCUGAGAUCUUCCCGCGUGCGCCCGGACACAAAGUCGAAGAGAUAGAGAUCGACAUGGGAACCCCGAAAGCGAACCAGAGGCAGGGACAGGAACGGGAUCCCGACCCUACCCCGCGUGCCAACACUUCGCCUAGUCUCUAG